AUAUCCGGUCGACGUCAAAGUAGCGUCGCUGGCUGUCGCGCUCUUCCCGCUGCCGCACUGACACGUCACGAAGGUCAGGCGAGAGCGAAUAGAAAAAUGGCGACCACCUACAACACCUUCAACCUACACACAACCCCUGAGAAGUUCUACAUUGAAGCCUGUGAUGAUGGUGUCGCUGAUGUUCUGGCAAUUGACAGGGUGUCCACAGAAAUGACCCUGACAGUGAGGAAGGAUGUUCCUCCGUCAGCCGUCACUCGACCGAUCUGUGGCAUCAUGGGAACUCUACGACUGGUGGCAGGCGUGUAUCUCAUUGUCAUCACAAAGAAGAAGAAGGUGGGAGAUCUGUUGGGUCGUGCGGUCUGGAAAGCCGUCGACUUUGACAUCAUCUCAUACAAGAAGACGGUUUUGCAUCUCACUGAUAAUCAGAUGCAGGACAAUAAAGCCUUUCUGUCCAUGAUCAACAACGUCUUGAAUACAGACGGUUUCUACUUCACCACAGACUACGACCUGACACACACACUACAGCGUCUGUCCAACACCAGCCCAGAGUUUCAGGAGAUGAGCUUACUGGAGCGGGCAGAUCAGAGGUUUGUGUGGAACGGUCAUCUGCUGAGAGAAUUUACAGCUCAGCCAGAGCUGCACAAGUUUGUCUUUCCUGUUAUUCACGGCUAUAUCACCAUGAGGUCCUGCUGCAUCAACGGCAAAGUCUUCGAUUGGUGCAUCAUUUCCAGACGGAGCUGCUUCCGCGCGGGCGUUCGAUACUACGUACGAGGUAUUGAUUCUGAAGGUCAUGCGGCCAAUUUUGUGGAGACUGAACAGAUUGUGCAGUAUAACGGAGCUAAAGCUUCAUUUAUACAGACUCGAGGGUCUAUACCGUUCUACUGGUCUCAGAGACCCAACCUCAAAUACAAGCCCCACCCACAGAUCAGCAAAAACCUCAAUCAUCUGGACGGAUUCCAGAGACACUUUGACUCGCAGAUCAUAACAUACGGCAAACAAGUCAUUCUCAACUUGAUCAAUCAGAAGGGCUCUGAGAAACCUCUUGAGCUGGCCUUCGCAAAGAUGGUGAACGGUCUGGGAAACGGUAUGAUCAGAUAUAUAGCGUUUGACUUCCAUAAGGAGUGCAGUCGCAUGAGGUGGCAUCGCCUGCAGAUCCUGGUGGACACGGUGGCUGAGAUGCAGGAUGAGUUCGGAUACUUUCUGGUGGAUGCUGAUGGAACAGUCCAGGUGCAACAGGACGGGACGUUCAGAAGCAACUGCAUGGACUGUCUGGAUCGUACCAAUGUCAUUCAGAGUCUUCUGGCCCGCAGGUCUCUGCAGUCGCAGCUAGUGCGGAUGGGAGUUCUUCAUGUAGGCCAGCAGAUUGAAGAACAGGCAGAUUUUGAGAAAAUGUACAAGAAUGCGUGGGCAGACAAUGCUAAUGCUUGUGCUAAACAGUACGCGGGCACAGGAGCACUGAAGACAGACUUCACACGGACAGGGAAGAGAACUCAUUGGGGUCUGUUAAUGGAUGGCUGGAACUCGAUGAUCAGAUACUACAAGAACAACUUCUCAGAUGGAUUCAGACAGGACUCCAUCGAUCUGUUUCUUGGGAACUACGCCGUGGAAGAAGCAGAUAUGAACACACCUCUACAUGAACCCAAAGACUGGAAGUUCCUCACGCUGCCCAUCAUUAUGGUCGUUGCGUUCUCGAUGUGCAUCAUCUGUCUGCUCAUGGCCGGUGACACGUGGACGGAGACUUUGGCCUACGUGCUGUUCUGGGGAACUGCGAGCUUCGUCACAGGCGGCGUCAUUCUCUUCAACGGACGGGACUUUGUUGACGCUCCCAAACUAGUGCAGAAAGAGAAGAUGGACUGAAUGUGUGUGUGUGGAAAGCAGCUCGGACCCUCGGAGUCUUCAUCAUCCUCCUCAUCCUCAGUGCUGUCUCACUCUCAGCUUCAUCGGCCCUGGAGUCUGUACUGACGGUAAAGGAGGAGGAGAGGUGAAGGGCGAGGGACGGGAGGGGCGAGACGGACGCCUGCUGCUCUCCACACGGUUGACGUUUCAUAGAGGACCAGGUCCUCUCUGCAUCACAGAGUCCCACAGUGCCAGCAGCCAAUGAGAAGCUUCACUCGAGCACCUUAAGACCAUCAUGCAUUUCAUGUGCGGACUCUAAACUCAUCCGGACGCUUUCCAUGAGUUUUUUCGGCCCCAGAGACCGCUUCAUCGCUGCUUGUUUCUUCGCACAAACAUGCUGAUGUUGUGUUGCUCUUCUGUACAUUGCCCGCUUUUAUGAACCGUCUUGUCUUGGGUUCCAGUAAACAUCCUGAAAUUCAGUUGUUUGCAGAAUCGUGUAAGGGAAUGGUCUUGAAUUAUUUGCCUUUCUUACCCUAAACUUUUCACAAGAGUGUGUGGAAGUGAAUGAAGAAUAAACUGUUGACAACAGAAGCACAUUUACUAUCAGAAAGACAUAAACAGACCCGAUGGAUGCUUUAUUAAUGAAAGGACUCAUGCUGGAGUGUUUUGCUGUGAAUGUUAAACGGCUCGAGGAAAUGAACUGAUUCUUCUUAACGGUUUAAUCCAGAUUGAUUUAUAUGAGUCUUAACUUGUUAUGGGACCAAAGUCUCGUUGUCCAAAGGAGAAAGUGUGUGUGCGGAUGGAGACCAGGGAGUUUACUGCAUGUAGAGGAACAGUCCGUCACUUCACCACGUGCCACAUCGUUUGUUUCAUCUCGAUCUGUUAUUCCCGGGGUCAUACUUUUCCUGUCUCUGCUGUGAUCCACAGACUUCAUGUGAAUGUUGCCUUGAGCUGAUCUGAGCGGAUGAUGUCCAGCACCUGCUUCUGUCAGAAAGUAAAGUGUAUUAUUGAUAUUAAACCUGUUCCGGUGAUACUGUGUCAGUCUGUUUUGAGUUUUUGCAGAACUAUUCUAUAUUGUUCACAACAUCCAUCAUUGCAAAGAACGUAAUCUUUUUCAACAUUUACUCCUCUUCACUCCUCCAUGAUUUGACACAUGCUGGUCUGAAGGGUUAUACAUUUCUACAGAUUUUCAGAGAAAGUCCUUUAAUGAAUGUCUGUUGUACAGUUCACAUGCUCAUCUCAUUAAUAAAAGACAUUCAUUAUCUUUUUAUUA
Triplophysa dalaica is the source of this 3109-nucleotide messenger RNA. It is a transcript of the gene sacm1lb, whose product is annotated as SAC1 like phosphatidylinositide phosphatase b. Lineage: Eukaryota; Metazoa; Chordata; Actinopteri; Cypriniformes; Nemacheilidae. Gene Ontology annotation, biological process: phosphatidylinositol dephosphorylation. The record is from RefSeq and is a predicted model, not a curated record. Gene Ontology annotation, molecular function: phosphatidylinositol-4-phosphate phosphatase activity. The transcript is spliced from 20 exons. Bases 97 to 1857 code for a protein of 586 amino acids. Gene Ontology annotation, cellular component: endoplasmic reticulum.